AUGACUCUGAAUCUCGAUUCUAAAGACCAUUCCAACUUUCGUCUUCCCCAUUUUCCCCCGCCUUUACACACUCGCUCCGGCAAUGAGGCGUUCGAUCGCCCCUCAACGCCCCGCGACGAUGGCUUUACCAGCCCAAUCUCAACCCCGCUAGGCAGCCCAAGCAAGAGCCGUAUGCCUCCUGGUGCCCUGGACCUCCCUAGUGUUUUCGAUAACGCUCUGAAACUGCAGCCUUCAUCGCCAACCAAGAAUGCGCACAACAAUUUCAACCAUCCAAUGUUUACCCUACCCAAUCAGAGCGGCGAAACCUUCAAUGAGAGUGUUAUUCGUCCGGCCAGUCCCAGUCGGCGACCCAAGAAUGAGAACACUUUACCGCAAUCGGCUCCCCUAACCAAGGAUCUGGGUCGUAAUCCAGCUGCCGCGGCCAUUUCUCGUCAAGAGCAAUACCACACCCGAGAUCUGGAGAGCGUGCAGAGACGUCAGGUGCCGAUGCGGGGGCUGACUCCGGAGGAAUUGGAAAAACUGCAGAACCCACGCGUAAAGCGCCUGGUCAACGUGACCCAGCUAUAUUUCCUGGACUAUUAUUUCGACCUGUUGAGCUACGUUCACAACCGGCAAACCCGCUAUUCCCAGUUUUGCGCCGCAAAUCCUGAGCCUCCCGCGACACCGAUCGAAGAGUAUGAGCCUGCUUUAUCCAAAUAUUUGGGUCGGGAACGGGCCCACCUCCGCAAGCGUCGUACCAGACUUAGGCAGGGCGAUUUCCAGAUUUUGACUCAGGUUGGUCAGGGUGGGUACGGACAGGUGUACUUGGCAUCAAAGAAGGACACCAAAGAAGUAUGCGCUUUGAAGGUCAUGAGCAAAAAACUUCUAUUUAAACUGGAUGAGAUUCGGCAUAUCCUUACCGAGCGCGACAUCUUGACAGCAGCGAAGAGCGAAUGGCUAGUGAAGCUUCUUUAUGCAUUCCAGGAUGAAACACAGAUUUAUUUUGCAAUGGAGUUCGUGCCAGGAGGCGAUUUCCGCACCCUGCUCAACAACACGGGCGUGCUGCACAACCGGCACGCUCGCUUCUAUAUUGCCGAGAUGUUUUGCUGCAUCGAUGCCUUGCAUGCUCUGGGCUAUAUCCAUCGUGAUUUGAAACCGGAAAACUUCCUUAUUGACUCAACUGGCCAUGUGAAACUGACCGACUUCGGUCUGGCGGCGGGUAUGCUCAAUCCUCGCAAAAUUGAAUCAAUGCGCGUGAAGCUGGAGGAGGUGGGCAACACCCCUGUUCCAUUUGGCCGUCCGAUGGAGCAGCGCACGAUGGCCGAGCGCCGCCAGGGAUACCGCAGCUUGCGGGAGCGUCAGGUUGACUAUGCAAAGUCUAUUGUCGGCUCCCCCGACUACAUGGCUCCGGAGGUGCUCAAGGGUGAGGAAUACGACUUUACGGUGGAUUAUUGGAGUUUGGGAUGUAUGCUCUUCGAGGCAUUAGCAGGUUACCCACCAUUUGCCGGAUCAACAGUGGACGAAACCUGGCAGAACUUGAAGAACUGGCAAAAGGUGCUCCGCCGGCCUGUUUAUGAGGAUCCUAACUAUUUCCUUUCAAAACGAACAUGGAACUUCAUCACCACACUGGUGGCAUCCAGGGAGCACCGUUUCAAGAACAUCAGUGAAAUUCACGCACAUGAGUACUUCAGCGAAGUGGAUUUCAGUCGACUGCGCGAGCAGCGCCCACCUUUCGUACCUCAACUGGACUCGGAGACUGAUGCAGGGUACUUUGACGAUUUCGAAAACGAGGCUGACAUGGCCAAGUACAAGGAAGUUCACGAUAAGCAACGGGCUCUGGAAGAGAUGGCUGAGCGUGAUGAAAAGAUGGCAAAGGGGCUCUUCGUUGGGUUUACGUUUAGACAUCGCAAGCCGAACAUCGACGGAACUGGGCGUCUCUCUCCCCGCAAGCCGAUACCAACCGAGGACUUUGGUACUAUCUUCUAGGGCUCAUGACCUUACUGUCUCCUCUUUCGUUGUUGUGGUCCGGACAAGCUGGUCUUGAAUGGCCGUUAUCUGAUUAAACUUCCUAAUGUAUGGCUGGCAUGAUCCGAACGGAGUUGACGAGUUGAGUUGUACGAUACAAAGAUACCUAGUAGUUAACCUGAACGUAAAGCUGUCAAUCG
Messenger RNA from Aspergillus nidulans FGSC A4, 2144 nucleotides. Its product is annotated as serine/threonine-protein kinase sidB. The transcript has 3 exons. Lineage: Eukaryota; Fungi; Ascomycota; Eurotiomycetes; Eurotiales; Aspergillaceae. Gene Ontology annotation, cellular component: Sid2-Mob1 complex; cytoplasm; cell division site. The coding region runs from base 1 to 1965 and encodes 654 amino acids. Gene Ontology annotation, molecular function: kinase activity; transferase activity; protein serine/threonine kinase activity. Gene Ontology annotation, biological process: positive regulation of mitotic spindle elongation; positive regulation of primary cell septum biogenesis; positive regulation of mitotic actomyosin contractile ring contraction. The record is from RefSeq and is a predicted model, not a curated record.